UCCUUCAUGCUCUGAGUACUGGAGAGAAAGGAUUUGGUUAUAAGGGUUCCUGCUUUCACAGAAUUAUUCCAGGAUUUAUGUGCCAGGGUGGUGACUUCACAAGCCAUAAUGGCACUGGUGGCAAGUCCAUCUACGGGGAGAAGUUUGAUGAUGAGAACUUCAUCCUAAAGCAUACAGGCCCUGGCAUUUUGUCUAUGGCAAAUGCUGAGCCAAACACAAACGAUUCCCAGUUUUUCAUCUGCACUGCCAAGACUGAGUGGUUGGAUGGCAAGCACGUGGUCUUUGGGAAGGUGAAAGAGGGCUUGAACAUUGUGGAAGCCAUGGAACGCUUUGGGUCCAGGAAUGGCAAGACCAGCAAGAAGAUCACCAUUUCCGACUGUGGACAACUCUAAUACAUUUGACUUGUGUUUAUCUUAACCACCAAACCAUUCCUUCUGUAGCUCC
This is a messenger RNA of Ictidomys tridecemlineatus (thirteen-lined ground squirrel), 444 nucleotides long. RefSeq names its product peptidyl-prolyl cis-trans isomerase A. Gene Ontology annotation, molecular function: peptidyl-prolyl cis-trans isomerase activity; cyclosporin A binding. Gene Ontology annotation, biological process: protein peptidyl-prolyl isomerization; protein folding. Gene Ontology annotation, cellular component: cytoplasm. The record is from RefSeq and is a predicted model, not a curated record. Lineage: Eukaryota; Metazoa; Chordata; Mammalia; Rodentia; Sciuridae.